CGCGUAACAGUGAGACGCGCGAGGAGGCCUCGGGGGUCGCUUUCGAGUGUGAAGGAUUGUCCCGCAGGUGCCGGCGCCACGCGACGUGUCAGUAACCCCCGAAUAACAGUGGGAGUCAAGGGGUGGGCGCGGGAGGAGCGUACACGUACGCGCGCAUAUGUAGAUAAAGGAAGACCGAGAGGGAGGGGGAGGAGAGUAACUUGGAAUGAAAGUCGUCGAAUUUUCACGGUCGAUUGAAGGCGCGGGGUAUACUUUCAAGAGCUGAAAGAAAUUUUAGCCGCGACUAGAGAGAGCUAUUUUUCAUUGUCGCGAGGACAAAAGGAUACCCAAAGCGCGCAGAGUGCGACACGACGUGUUACAUUCGCGACGGAUUAUCGGACAGUGAAGGGUAGAAAGCGAGUGGAAAAGAGAGAAGAGAGUGAGUAGAAAAAAGGGGGGGGGAAUAGAAAAGUGAAAGGGGCAAGAAGGAAACUCGUACUUUUUAGCGUGCCGAGGAAACGGAAUUAUAUUUGCUACGAGACUUUACCGCUUGGAAAAGCGAUAACGAUUUUUAUUCGGUAAGACGAUGUUAACAAGGGGACUGCAAUAACACCGGUGCCUCCCGACGACGUCCGAUUUCGUUUGAUACAAGAGAACUGAAGAGAGGAACGGAUUGGGGAGAGACAUGGGGUGCAACACCAGCAAGGAGAGCGUCCAGCCGGCGGUGGAUGAGGCGAAGGAAGGCGAUUCCGUCAAGAACGGGGAUAUCUCAAAGGCGGCUGAAAACAGCGCAACGAAAGCGGAGUUCUCGAACGAGGGGAAAGAAAACGCCGAGGACGAUAAAGACAAAGAGACUGCAGCGACGAAAAUACAGGCAGCCUUCCGUGGACAUCACGCUAGGAAAAGUCUGAGAGUGUCGGAAACAGCGACGAGAACCGACGAAGAAUCCUCCAAAUCGACACAGGAGCAGUUGCAAGAGGAGUUCCCUACCGACGACCAGGAGCUCAGUAACGCGGCGAAGAAGAUACAAGCGACUUUCCGGGGCCACAUGUCGAGAAAGGAACAAGCUACCGCUGCCGCCAAGUCGGCGAUGAACAUGGUUGACAGUGCGACUGCCAAGAUAGAAGAAAAGAUGCAAGACGCUGUUAACGAAUUAGAGGGGAUCGACUUGGCCGAUCCGGACUUGCAUAAGGCAGCGACUAAGAUACAGGCGAGUUUCCGCGGUCACAAGGUCCGUCAGGAGGUCAACAUCCAUACUGCCGACGACCCUAAAAAAUAAGACGCUUACUCAAACGCAGGGAUGCCGGGAGAUAGAAUAUUACUUAUUACAGUCAGUGCCAUUCUUAACAGGUUUCGAACGCCAUCCCCUAUUUCUUGUACCUUAUAAUGUAGCAUCCAUAAACUAGUAAAUUAUGCGCGUAAAUAUACGAGGCAUUCCAGACAAGACGAACGAGUUUGACUAUCAGUUCACUUCGGGCCGCUAGUUGUGAACAACGAUACCGUUUAUUUUACGUUUAACAAUUAAUCCAGCCUUCGCCCGGGACCAGUGAGAUUUAAGCGCUUUCUACUUUGGCUAAAAUGAGGACCUUUCAAACGAGGUAUCUGCAGGCUGAGGCAUACAAAUGGGAACAUUCAAGUAUUUCUAUUAUUUGUGGAUAUAUGAAAAAAGUUUUCCGAAACAAAGUUGCAUUGUAUGAAGAAGGACUGCGAUGGCAAAUAAAAAGGAGAUUGUUCCUCGAGCCGAUUCCUAUAAUCGAUUUUGAGUACAUUUCACACAAUUCGCUACUUGACCACAUUCUUGAACUAUCCUCGUACUAUCGACUUAUACUUACAUUUUUUAUGAGUUAUUACUGCCAUGCACGUGCAGAGCGACAUACGGGCAGAGUUUUCAAGACUUUUCAAAGGACUUUUCAACAUGGUUAUAUAAUACUUUCUAUGCAAAACACUAAAAAAAAGAUGAGAAAUGACGAGACGAAGAAAGAACAGAUAGUUCUCUAUAUAAUUACCUGACAUAAUACUCAACACAAAUUGUGAUCUACAACAACAGAACAUGACAAACACGCAAAAUCCUCGUAUCUGGUAGGUAUGUUAAGUGGAACGCGAACAAACGCGAUAGAGUAUAACUUUAACGUCCUGCGCAUGAUAAACGGAGCAUACAUUAAGAUGUAUCAAUAUCAAUAAUAUGCAUGUUAACUUUUAUAAGUUCCUGUAUCUAUGUAAAAUAAACGGUAUGGUUGUAGCGUUUCCAAUUCUAAAAUUAACGAUGAAAGUCUGUUUUUCGAAUAUCUUUUAUUACGACACACAAAUGUUUUGAGGCAUGAUUCAAUUCUUUUGUUCCUAUAAUUUAUUGUUGAAACGGAAUGUGAUAACUAAAAAGUAUAUUUCUUGACUGCACUUUUUACAUUUUCCUACAAUUUGUUUUAAACUCUUCUCUUUCCCUUUCCUUCUAAAAGGUUAAAUGUAUAUCUGUUUCAUUUAAAAUGUGGAAAGUGUAAAAAUGUGUACUAUUGCUUCUCCUUUGAGAGUUUGGACAAAAAUAUAUUGAUCUACCAAUAAAUGCAAGGUAAACUGGUUAGUCCCGAUCGUCGUAUUAUUCAAUUUAUUGUAUUUAAAGGGACUAUAAAUUUAGAAACGUCUUCUAUCUCUCUCUCGUAAUACUAAUUAUAUAAAAAGAGAAUUAAGAAAGAGGAAGUUCCAAACUUUCAAAUAAUUUUACAAACUUUGGACAUAAAAGAUAUUGUAUUUUAUUAUUACUGUAUUUUACGUUAUUAAUGCAGUAGAACUUCUAUUUAACGCAGAAUAUGGCAUAUUUGAGCUUCAAGAUAAAAAUUUACUUGACUGGAAAUAUAUUAUAAACAUGAUAAUCUAUGCAGAAUUUCUUAUUAAAAUUUUUCCAAUAUUGUUUAUCUCACGUAAAUGGUCCUUGCUUUUCACGUGUUACUUUGCCGAGCGCACUUGAACUAAUGUAGUUGCACAAUUUAUCGGCCUACUGUCAAUAAUGAAGUAAUUAUAAAGUAGCCAUUAAUCGAGGUUCUACUGCAUCAAUUAAAAGCGUGCGUCAUAUACAGAACUUAUAGUCGUAAAAAAAAGGCUAAAGAGUCUCGUCACAAAAUAACGAGUCCGGUCUUUUUAGUAAUAAAUAAUUUGGAGCUUACUUGCUCAAAACCUUCUCAUACCAAAGCUAACUCUGCUCUAUAAGUUUUCUCUUCUUUAAUGUAAUAUACAGCAAAUCUUUCCUGAAUAUCGACAGCUACCUCCAACUUUGUUGCGAUCUAGUCCAUUUUUUCAUAUAAAUUAACGUAUCGAUGUACCUUUGAGAUGGGAAUUUAUUUUGCCAGGCCUAAAAAGACUCACUUGUGUAUGCUAUCGAUCACUUCACUCGUAUGUGAUUAUAGCAACGAUUGAUCAGUAAGCGAUUCAAGGUGCAUAAUACGAAGCAGCGAAGCAGCAACUAAACUACUGAAAUAAUUGUUUACUCUUCAAUGCUAGCUUUAUUCGUCCACAAAGCAGGGUACUGCGAAUUUAUUAUUUUCACGUUCGUCCACGUGUUUUUCUACAAAGCGAAUAUUAUUUCUAUCUUCUACAUUUGUAAUUUAUACCGAUGUUUAUACCAAUUUUGCUGAAGAUGCUGAGGAAUUACGUAUUAAAGUAAUAUUACGCGACAUUCCUGUAUUACACGUUUAAACGCUGACUAUGAGCAAUAAUUACACGUAUUUAUUGUAACAAAAUUUCACAAUUUAGUCAUUAUACAAGUACAUGUUAUGCGAGUAAACGUAUCGCGGUAAUAUUGAAAUUUCCUCGAAUAUAUAAUAUGCACUAUUCUACGCGAUAUUCCUGCGCGAUCGGUAUUGAUAUUGAUUGCAAUGGUACGUGCAGCUAUUGUUCAGUAGCAGGCAGAUAUAUGAAACAGAUAUAGUCGAACAGCAUGUCUGAAUUCCCGAUAUCCAAUAUAUUUUAUUUCAAUUCCGCCCGAUUCCUGUAUCCUAUAUCCGAUAUCAUUAACUUUUAGCUUCUAAGAUCAAAUCUCGAAUUCGCAAUUCGCGAAUUUCCAGUUUCCCGCAGAAGAAAUAAAAACACCCGUGGAUAUUUCCAAUGUCCAUCCUCGCAGUUACAUCCACGAGUUCCGUUCACCAGUCUCGAAUUUAAACAAAUAUUGUCUUGGAUUACGCGAUUACGCAUUACUCAUAGGUUAUCUACGAUUGUCGCUUGUAGAAAAUUAAAGCGAAGCUUCGGUAUCGCCGAAAAUGAUCUAUCAUCGAGUAACGUCGUCUAGUUUACGUCGGAGUGAAUACUGUGAAUGAAGAAUAUUUAUUGUAUCGAAUUAAUGUAUAGAGAGGAACGUUGCGACGGAUAAUAGACAUUCUUGUCGAUACGUUACUUUACCACGUAUGAAUAGUUUAGCGGUGCACAAGAACAAGUUGUGGUAAAAUAUAUUGUAAGAAUAUAAUAAAACGAUCGUACCGUGUUAAAAAGGGCGGUACAUUACAUGUAA
Vollenhovia emeryi is the source of this 4471-nucleotide messenger RNA. RefSeq lists its product as uncharacterized. The transcript is spliced from 4 exons. Gene Ontology annotation, molecular function: calmodulin binding. The record is from RefSeq and is a predicted model, not a curated record. The coding region runs from base 665 to 1258 and encodes 197 amino acids. Lineage: Eukaryota; Metazoa; Arthropoda; Insecta; Hymenoptera; Formicidae.